UGUAAGCCUUUGGUCCAUUUUCAAUUUUUCACUUUAAGAAACCGAAGGAAUACGGAAGUUCCGUUAAUGUGGAAGUCAAUUCUCCCUCUCCCAAUUUCACCUACUCCGUAAUUCGGUGAAGGAUUUUCAGGCGUCCACCCUGGAGAACUCUUCUCUCCGAUCUCCUCUCUCUUCACUCUCACAACUGGAAGCUUCCUAUCUGCAAUUCGGGAGGAAUCUGAAAUGUUUUCUUUAACUUAUUCUUGCUGAAGGAGCUGACUCGAUCUGUAUAUGAUGAACGCCGGAUAUGAUAUUAAUGAUCUUUAUCGAGAAGCACAAACACGUUGGCUGAAGCCUCCAGAAGUGCUUUUUAUUUUACAGAAUCAUGAGAAAUAUCAGCUGACUGAGGAGGCCCCUAAACAGCCAACUAGUGGUUCCUUGUUUCUUUUUAACAAGAGAGUACUCCGUUUCUUCCGCAGAGAUGGUCAUAGCUGGAGGAAGAAAAGGGACGGAAGAACUGUUGGAGAAGCACAUGAACGACUUAAGGUUGGAAAUGCUGAAGCGUUAAAUUGCUAUUAUGCACAUGGAGAGCACAAUCCCAAUUUCCAGAGACGUAGCUAUUGGAUGCUGGAUCUGUCAUGUGACCACAUUGUUCUUGUACACUACAGAGACAUCAAUGAGGGAAGGUCCGGGACGGAAAGUGUUCCACAUUUGUCUCCAGCAUCAGUUUCUACUUCCGGUUCCUGUUCAUCCCAAAAUCUUGCUUCAGAAUAUCAACAGACUUCAUUGAGCCCAGGGUCUGUAGAAGUUACAUCUGACACUGGCAACCAUACUAUUGAGUCAAAUGGCGUGGAUGGGCAUUUUGAAAUAUCAGAAAUAAAAGGUUCAAACGAACGUGAUGUUUCUCAAGCGUUGAGAAGGAUUGAGGAGCAAUUAAGUUUGAAUGAAGACAGCUUGAAAGACAUUGGUUCAUUUUAUGGUCAGGACGAAGAUUCAAAUUCUAACCUUAUAGACUUCUAUGAGAUGUCCAAUGAGGAUCAGGUUUCAGUGCUUCAGCAUCAAGAAAAUGCUAUCCAUGAUAAUAAUUAUACAUCGUUUAUGAUGCAAGAUGCUGAUGGAAAACAUCAACAUUACAAUAUGGCACACGAGUUUAUAUUCAGUGGUGAAGGAACUCAACCAUGGGGUGGUGCACUUGAUUCAAGUAAGACAGCCGUUCUUGAGUCUCAUGAUCGACAUUCUCUCCUAUGGAAUGAAAAAGAAAACCCAUCAUCAUCUUCUACUGUUGACAAUGAACAUUGCAACUGGCUGGACAGCAGAGGAAAAGCUUUUCCUAUGCUUGGAAGCUGCACAUCGACAGAGUAUUCUUCACCACUAGACACUCAUGAUACUAAUUCCAACUAUAACAUACCAUUUCUUAAACAAGAACAUGGAAAUUCUUUUGAAGUCGAUACCAGUUUAAUUGUUGCACAAGUGCAGAAAUUUACAAUCCGCGAAAUAGUACCUGAGCAGGGUUAUGCCACUGAGAGUACCAAGGUCAUCAUUAUUGGAUCUUUUCUAUGUGAUCCUUUAGAAUCUCCAUGGGCUUGUAUGUUUGGAGACAUUGAAGUUCCUCUUCAGAUUGUUCAGAAUGGGGUACUUUGUUGCAAAGCACCUCCACACCUUCCUGGGAAGGUUGCUUUCUGCAUUACAUCGGGCAAUCGGGAACCCUGCAGUGAAGUCAGAGAGUUCGAAUAUAAAAUGAAUGUUUGCAGUCAUUGCCAGUCUCAUUCAACUGGAGCUGCAAAGAGUCCAGAGGAGCUGUUAUUACUUGUCAGGCUUGUGCAAUUGCUGCUCUCUGACUCAUUGAUGCAGAAAUCUGACAGGUUAGAUACUGGAUUUAGGAGCAAUAGUCUGAAAGCUGGUGAUGAUCAAUGGAGUUCUUUGAUAGAGGCUCUUCUAGUUGGUAGUGAAACUCCUUCUAGUACCACCGAUUGGCUUUUUCAAGAAUUGCUAAAAGACAAGUUGCUACUUUGGCUUUCUUCACAACAGAAAAAUAGGCAUGAUUUAACAGACUGUCUUUUGUCCAAGAAAGAACAAGGCGUUAUACACAUGAUAGCUGGCUUGGGCUAUGUGUGGGCACUUAACCCAAUUCUCAGGUGUGGAGUAAAUAUAAAUUUCCGUGACAUUAACGGGUGGACUGCUCUACACUGGGCAGCACGCUUUGGAAGGGAAAAAAUGGUUGCUGCACUAAUAGCCUCUGGAGCAUCAGCUGGCGCCGUGACUGAUCCUAGUUCACAAAAUCCAGAUGGUAAAACUGCAGCGUCUAUUGCAGACAUCCAUGGACACAAGGGACUUGCUGGUUAUUUAUCAGAAGUUGCACUUACUAGUCAUCUCUCAUCCCUCACACUUGAAGAAAGUGAGCUUUCCAAAGGCUCUGCUGAGGUAGAAGCAGAAAUGACAGUCAGUUGCAUUUCAAAUGGGAAUCUAUCUUCCGCUGAGGACUAUAUCCCUCUAAAAAAUACGUUAGCUGCAGUCAGGAAUGCUGCUCAGGCAGCAGCCCGUAUUCAAUCUGCUUUCCGUGCCCAUUCUUUCAGGAAGCGACAGCAGAAAGAGGCAGCCUUUGCAGCUUGUAUAGAUGAGUAUGGAAUCGAUCCAAAUGACAUACAGGGGCUCUUCGCUAUGUCAAAAAUGAAUUUUUCUAAUCGGCGUGAUUACAAUGCAGCAGCGUUAUCCAUUCAAAAGAAGUAUAGAGGUUGGAAAGGUCGUAAAGAGUUUUUAUCACUACGUCAGAAAGUCGUGAAGAUACAGGCACAUGUGAGGGGGUAUCAAGUUAGAAAGCAUUACAAAAUAAUUUGUUGGGCUGUUGGAAUUCUCGAUAAAGUUGUAUUACGUUGGAGAAGGAAAGGAGUUGGCUUGAGAGGGUUCCGUAGUGAGAUAGGAUCCAUUGAUGAAAGUGAGGACGAUGAUAUUUUAAAGGUGUUCCGCAAACAAAAAGUGGAAGGAAACAUUGAUGAGGCUGUUUCACGAGUGCUAUCCAUGGUUGAUUCUCCGGAUGCUCGUCAACAAUAUCAUCGUAUGGUUGAAGGAUUUCGAGAAGCCAAGGCUGAACUCGAUGGUGCAAGUAACAAAUCAGCAGCAUCGACCUCUCUCACCGAUAUUUCAGGAAUGGAAGAUUGUAAUCAAUAUCCUAAGUUUAUAUAGGAGCUACUUAGUGAUCCUAAUUAAUCUAACAGUCACUGAUUUUGUGUCUCCCUUUUCUAAGUUUCUCUUUUAGUAUAAUCAAUAUCCUAAGUUUGUACAUGUACAGUACCCCGUAAUUAUUAUAAAUGAUUUGUAUUAUUGCUGUAAAUGGCUUGCUUGGGACUACGUAAUGAGAUUGAUGUAAUUAAAUUAAUCUCUACUACCAUAUUCUUCUUCUACGUUGACAA
Cucumis sativus (cucumber) is the source of this 3386-nucleotide messenger RNA. Its product is annotated as calmodulin-binding transcription activator 4. Gene Ontology annotation, biological process: regulation of transcription by RNA polymerase II. Gene Ontology annotation, cellular component: nucleus. Lineage: Eukaryota; Viridiplantae; Streptophyta; Magnoliopsida; Cucurbitales; Cucurbitaceae. The transcript is spliced from 13 exons. The coding region runs from base 271 to 3159 and encodes 962 amino acids. Gene Ontology annotation, molecular function: double-stranded DNA binding; transcription coregulator activity; protein binding. The record is from RefSeq and is a predicted model, not a curated record.